Trichoderma breve is the source of this 3480-nucleotide messenger RNA. RefSeq lists its product as uncharacterized. The record is from RefSeq and is a predicted model, not a curated record. Bases 1 to 3480 code for a protein of 1159 amino acids. The transcript has 5 exons. NCBI's taxonomy places the organism in Eukaryota, Fungi, Ascomycota, Sordariomycetes, Hypocreales, Hypocreaceae.
AUGUUUAAGCUAUCGCGACGACGCGAUCACUCGCUUCAGCCUCUGACAAAGGAAACGGCCGAUCCCAAUGCCGCGACCGCCGCCGCAUCCGCCUUCAUGCGAGGCAAUCCAGCCCCGUCACCAUCUCUAUCUUCAGCAGCAGCCGCUGCCGCCUUACGGGCGCAGCCAAGUCCACCGACAAAUGUUUCGCAAGUCUCUUCGAAAAGAAGCCAGCGCCGCACUUCCUCGCUGUCGUCGCCCAUCGGCCGCGACCGAGGCAAGAGUAAUCUGCACAGAAGCCCUAGCGUGAGUUCCAUGAGCGAACGAACGUUUCGACGAUCACCAUCGCCUGGUCACACGCCUCUCGGAAAACAAGAUGUCCCCCCCGUGCCCACUAUCCCAGCCUCUAAGGCUGUUACGAUGCCGUUACGGACUCAAAAUUUCCAAACCGCAAGCCAGAAGUCGCAAGGCAAUCAACAAGGCUCCUGGUUUGGGGCCGCCACUGUUCAUGAUACAUACCAGGAGAAAGGGGCAGAGGUGUUGCCAGAAUUGACACCCGAUUUACCUGAAUCUCGUUCUGGGAGCGUCAGCUCAUCUAUAAACUUCUCAUAUCCUCGCGCACGGAUAACAUACGACUCUCACACGCCAUCCGACCAGGACCUUGUCUAUGACCCAAAUUCAAGAAGAAUGGUCUUGAGAGGCACACUUGUACAAGCUAGUCAUCCAAUUGAGGCCGCUAAACCAGCUGAGAAGGCAAAAGGAACAAAACCAGCCAAUCGGGAUCAUAUAUCACAAGAGCCAAACAAUGAAAUGAAGCCAGUGAUACCCAACGACAUUCAGUCGGAACCCUUUUCAACCGCAAUUAGCCAAUCCCACGCGACUGGUAGAUCUUUGGGGAGGAGGAGCCCGAAUGAAAACACGUCGAUGACGUCAAUGGCAACAGAAACGCUAUCACAGGAGAGGGAGCUUGAAACAGAAGAAUCCCGGGAUUGGCAAAACCAUAAUACUUCUCAAAACGAAGCCUCCGAAUUUGCGAUUGAGCCAAGUUUGGCACCUGGAUUAGCGAACUGGGACCAUACGAAGACCGAGAUACCAAUUUCCUAUGCCGGAUCUGGUUCGGAGACAUCCGUUCGAUCAGCUCAUUUUGCAUCAUCAACUGAUCAGUUAGUCGUUAAGCACGAACCUCCACCACGAUCUCUGUCUCCUAGAAAGUCAGCUCUUAAAUCUGCCAUUUCGAGCCGUGGAAGUCAGUCAUCGCAUCCUAAUGAGAAUCCGGACUAUCCAUUCAUUGGGACUUCUCACUCUAGCAAAGAUGACUCCCUGGCAAGCCAGAGGAAAAGUGCUAGAGUAAGCUGGAACGACAAUAGCACAGUUGUAGUUGCUGAACCUAGCAAGUUUGAAGAAGCAGAUUUCUCAGCAGUGCACGGCCUUCAGUCAAGACACAAUACACAGGGUACCCUCGACAGCUUGAAAGCAAACAGGGCGUCUUCCCCGCAACAAGAUGAAAUAAUGUCUCCUCGACCAGCACUUCCAUUAUUUGGGAGUGUGCGUGAUAAAAAGGGGAAGGAGCCCGAAGAACGUCAGCUUGUUCGUCCGCGUGAACAUUCCCUUUCACCCCAACCGCCACCGCCGUCCAGUUCGCAAACACUGUCUUCUAUCACCAAAGAUGAAAUCCCCCCACCAAUAGAGUCAACAAAGACGUUUCAUUUUGGUCGCGGACAGACUCCAAGAAAUGUAGCGAAUAUUUCCAAAUAUCGGGAGCCAUUGCCAGCCAUCAUCGCAUCUACCGAAAGUCUUGGACAUGUGAGCGAAGACUUGUAUAGUUCCGGGGAUGAGCUAUUCGAAGAUGUCUCAACCGACGAAAGUUCAAAAGUAUCAGAUGCAAAGGCAUUGAAUAAGUCGCCAGGCAUUUCUAGUUCAAAUACGGAUUCUUCGGCCAUGCAUCAUGAUACUUCAUCUAUGACGGAGCCAAACUCUCUUCCGGGAAGUUUCCCAGAAGAUGAAGAUAUCUCCAGGCUCCACAUGGACGACGCAAACGCAUCUAUCACGCCUGCAUUAGCACUUGCUUCAGGAUAUAAGACUGGCAACCAAGAAGAACAUGACUCAGACAUGGACAGUAUUUACAGUGAUGCGUACGAAGAUCUAUCCGAUGCUGGCGACGGUGGAUUCAUGUCUCUUGAUGCUGCACUGGUCAGUCCACCCAUGAUAGGUGUAGACCGCAACAAAUCGCAGAUCAAUGCAAGCACUGGGGGGAAGCCGCUGGAUAACACCACAAGUACUCCCAUUCAAUCACCUGAUGAUUGGGAGAUGGCUAAAGCAUACUGGAAAAGCCUUACCUCUGAGGAGAGGCGCCAGCUCGAAAUGGAGGCCCUUCGGGAAGCUGAUGAUGAGGCUAUACGGGAGCAACAGAGAAGUCAACGGCAACAAUCCCAGAAGGAACGUCAAGCGCGAACCACACUGGUGUCACCCGACGAACCAAGACAACAGUCGAUCAAUUCCAAACCAGCCGAUAGAUCUCGAACUAUGCCCAAGACCAAUACCAAGAUGGAACCGAAAAUAGGAGAAGAGCCUAUGCGACAUACUGAUUUUGCCAUGACAGAUGCUCAGGGAGGGCGAGGCUCGCUGCAGCAACCAACUACCACGGCACGCACCGGCUUGGCGAUGGGACGCAGGUUACAAAAAUUAGCUCGCCCAAAACGCUCGGCAAGUCAUGAACAGAAGUACAUAGGUGAUGAGCUCCGUGGCCCAACCACCAGGCCCAGAUCAUCUUACGACCCCCAAUCUCUAUCAAGGAGAGAUGAGGAUUCGACAUACGGCGAUCACUUGUCAGAUUCUAGUGAUGACGACAUGAACACAACUCCGUUGACAAACGGCUCUAUCACGGGUGAUGAAUACGAACCCGUUCAUUCGAGGUUGAAACAAUCUAUUCUGAAUAUGUAUGCACGCAACAACCUCCCUGACCAAAAUUCUAGUGCCAGCGCAGGUAUCAACUCCGGUUUGCCAAAACACGAUGCGCCCAAACCGAGAGUUGACCAAUACCACACUGAGGAGAACCCACAUCUACCUCUUGAUCAGCUAUCCGGCGCCUCGGCUCGCCGACCAGGGCUCAUCUCCACACUCAGGCGCAAGAGCCAUGCAAACGUCAAAGAAUCCAGCGACGCUGACGGUGCCCGUAAUGCUCUACCGCAUCAUCACAGUGAAGACGCAACGUCUACACGGAACAGCGUCAUACCCAACCAUGCAAUAGGCUGGCCAUUGCAGAACAGGAAGGGCGAGACGAAUGAAGCUUCAAUGACGUCACCGCUUGUAGACACAGGAAGACGAUCCGCAGCUAGCGGCUCUAUUGUCAAGGACGAGCUGACGUCAGAACCCCGCCAUCAACAUGAGCUUCAGCUUUAUGAAGGUAGUUCUGAUGCAAACCACGCUAAUACUCUCCUAUCACAAGAACCUAAGCGAAAGAAGUUUAACAGCCUGAGGAAAAUGUUUAAAAUUAAUAAUUAG